AUGCAGCGGUGUGCCUGCAGUGGAGACUGCACAUGCAGCGGUGUGUCUGCAGUGGAGACUGCACAUGCAGCGGUGUGCCUGCAGUGCUGGCUGCGCAUGCAGCGGUGUGCCUGCAGUGCUGGCUGCACAUGCAGUGGUGUGCCUGCAGUGGAGACUGCACAUGCAGCGGUGUGCCUGCAGUGGAGACUGCACGUGCAGCGGUGUGCCUGCAGUGGAGACUGCACAUGCAGCAGUGUGCCUGCAGUGGAGACUGCACAUGCAGCGGUGUGCCUGCAGUGCUGGCUGCACAUGCAGUGGUGUGCCUGCAGUGGAGACUGCACAUGCAGCAGUGUGCCUGCAGUGGAGACUGCACAUGCAGCGGUGUGCCUGCAGUGCUGGCUGCACAUGCAGCGGUGUGCCUGCAGUGGAGACUGCGCAUGCAGCGGUGUGCCUGCAGUGCUGGCUGCACAUGCAGCGAUGUGCCUGCAGUGGAGUGGCAGCCCUGCAGUGCAAAAUGCAGCCGCCGUGAAACAAAAAGGGGCCAACUUGCCCCCCAGGAAGUAG
Messenger RNA from Serinus canaria (Common canary), 543 nucleotides. RefSeq lists its product as uncharacterized. Bases 1 to 543 code for a protein of 180 amino acids. The record is from RefSeq and is a predicted model, not a curated record. Lineage: Eukaryota; Metazoa; Chordata; Aves; Passeriformes; Fringillidae. The transcript has 2 exons.